Messenger RNA from Cornus florida, 1130 nucleotides. RefSeq lists its product as uncharacterized. The record is from RefSeq and is a predicted model, not a curated record. The coding region runs from base 229 to 915 and encodes 228 amino acids. The transcript is spliced from 3 exons. Lineage: Eukaryota; Viridiplantae; Streptophyta; Magnoliopsida; Cornales; Cornaceae.
ACCAUGUCCACCACAAUUAAGCACAUACAAGAACAACACCAGGAGGCACCACUACCUUAUUAUCACUUUUUUGUCUCUCCUUCCCUCCCCACCCAACCCCUUCUCUCUCUCUCUCUAUAUAUAUAUAUAUAUAUAUGUAUGUAUCAUCCUAAUUCUUCUUCUGAUCAUAUAUAUAUAUAUUUGAGCUAAUAUUAUUUCAAUCCAACACUGAUCAUCAUAUAUCUAAAGAUGAUUCGGGGACGUAUGAGACUGCCUGGUUUCUGCAUGAAUGGGUGUUUUCGAGUCCAUUCUCCUCCUCGACAAUACAAGCAAACCUAUAAUUCCAUUAAACCAGAUGACAAAUUCGCCGAGUUCUCUGUCAACAGCAUUGAUAAUAUGAGCUUCAACACCGGCGACACGUCGUCCAAAGGAGAUACUGAAAGCGGCAAUAGAGUGAUGGUGGUGGUUGAUUCCACCAUUGAAGCUAUGGAUGCUCUUCAAUGGGCAUUGUCUCACACUGUACAAAUCCAGGAUACUAUUAUUCUCCUCCAUCUAAUUAAACCAUCAAGACUAGGUCCGAAUUCUAACAGACAAAAGGCCUAUGAACUUCUUUGCUCUAUGAAAAGUAUGUCUCAAAUGACACGACCUGGGGUGCACAUUGAGAUAGCAUUACUGGAAGGGAAGGAAAGUGGUCCAACCAUAGUGCAAGAAGCAAAGCAACGAAGAGUGUCACUGCUGGUCUUAGGGCAAAGAAAGCCAUCGGUGGUUUGGCGUCUGCGGUCGACGUGGGCGGGGCGGAGGAGUCGCAGUAGGGUUGUGGACUACUGUAUCCAACAUGCUGGUUGCUUGACCAUUGCAGUGAGAAGAAAGAGCAAGAGAUAUGGAGGGUAUUUGAUUACCACUAAGCGUCAUAAGAAUUUUUGGCUUUUGGCUUAGAAAUACAAACGUUGGUAUGGUUGAUACAUGUGAAAAAUGGUUGUGAUUGUCAUGAUUGUGGGGUUAAUGUCAUUGGAUUUAUGUUGGAAAUCAAGUGUAUAAAAAAGUUGUGUCCAAUUUCAUGACUCUAGAUAUCUAAUUGUACUAUAGUAUCUAUAAAUAGCAUAAAAACUUUGUUGUUUGAGGACCAUGCAGAUCAUAUGAAAAAAUUCAUC